Molecule: messenger RNA, 1438 nt
Organism: Pollicipes pollicipes
Lineage: Eukaryota; Metazoa; Arthropoda; Thecostraca; Pollicipedomorpha; Pollicipedidae
Product: ADP,ATP carrier protein
Exons: 4
Coding region: 83-982 (299 amino acids)
Biological process (GO): negative regulation of mitochondrial outer membrane permeabilization involved in apoptotic signaling pathway; mitochondrial ATP transmembrane transport; mitochondrial ADP transmembrane transport
Cellular component (GO): mitochondrial inner membrane
Molecular function (GO): ATP:ADP antiporter activity
Source: RefSeq, a predicted model, not a curated record
CCGGCACUCUUCCUCUUUCACUGGACGCCGGCGGGGUCGGAGUGCCUGGGCUUCACAGCGCGGUAACCCGAAAAAUAACAUCAUGCCGUUCGAUCCGAAGUCAUUCAUGCAGGACUUCAUUGCAGGCGGCGUUGCCGCUGCAAUUUCCAAAACAGCAGUGGCCCCGAUUGAACGGGUAAAGCUGCUGCUGCAGGUCCAGCACACGUCCAAGCAGCUCACUGAGGCUCAGCGCUACAAGGGAAUCAUUGAUUGCUUCAUACGCAUCCCCAAAGAACAGGGAUUCCUGAGCUUCUGGCGUGGCAACUUGGCCAACGUCAUCCGUUACUUCCCCACCCAGGCGCUCAACUUUGCCUUCAAGGACAAGUACAAGCAGAUCUUCUUGGGUGGCGUGGACAAGAACACUCAGUUCUUCCGCUACUUCCUCGGAAACCUGGCCUCUGGCGGCGCUGCCGGAGCUACUUCGCUCUGCUUCGUCUACCCGCUGGACUUCGCCCGUACCCGGCUGGCCGCCGACGUCGGCAAGGGUGGCGCCCGCGAGUUCACCGGCCUGAGUGACUGCCUGGUCAAGACCUUCAAGUCCGAUGGCAUGCUGGGCCUGUACCGCGGCUUCGGCGUCUCUGUGCAGGGCAUCAUCAUCUACCGCGCCUCGUACUUCGGCUUCUUUGACACCGCCAAGGGCAUGCUGCCCGACCCCAAGAACACCCCGAUCAUCAUCUCGUGGGCCAUUGCCCAGACGGUGACCACCGGCGCCGGCAUCAUCUCGUAUCCGUUCGACACCGUGCGGAGGCGCAUGAUGAUGCAGUCCGGCCGCAAGGGCGCCGACAUCAUGUACAAGAACACCCUCGACUGCUGGCGCAAGGUGGCCGCGCAGGAGGGCAGCAAGGCCUUCUUCAAGGGCGCCCUCUCCAACAUCUUCCGCGGCACUGGUGGUGCCCUGGUCCUGGUGCUCUACGACGAGCUGAAGGUGUUGAUGUUCGGCUAAUGCCAACGUAGCCCUCUAGUUUGAAUGAUAGGGACCGGCGAGGUCUCGCUCAUGGCCCCUGCGGGGCGUCUCCAAUGUUAACCCGCGGCGGGGCGGGCGGCCGGGCCUGGUAUUCCAGUAUCCCAGGCCUGGCGGCUGUCCGUGACGCCCGGUCUGCGGCCGCUGCGUCCCAGACGUUUGUGAAUCGUGUACAUGUAUACAGGCGGGAAAUACAUGGAGCCGUUUGCUGCUUCACCUAGGAGACGUGGAGUUUGGCGCCCUCGGCGAGGGGCGCGGGUGUGACCACUUGCGGCGACGGUGGAUAUUUUUUGAAUCUUGGUACCUUUUAGUGAGAGACUCCCCGCGUUGCGCAUACUCUCUUAAUUCGUUCGUUUUUAUGGAUUUGACAUACUCGAUUUGGUAACACGAAUGCUGGGGACUGGAUACUGUGAGCGUGAAUAAACUAGCUGGAUCAGU